Molecule: messenger RNA, 1961 nt
Organism: Callorhinchus milii (elephant shark)
Lineage: Eukaryota; Metazoa; Chordata; Chondrichthyes; Chimaeriformes; Callorhinchidae
Product: leukotriene A-4 hydrolase-like
Exons: 3
Coding region: 55-336 (93 amino acids)
Biological process (GO): leukotriene biosynthetic process; peptide catabolic process
Cellular component (GO): nucleus; cytosol
Molecular function (GO): metallopeptidase activity; epoxide hydrolase activity; leukotriene-A4 hydrolase activity
Source: RefSeq, a predicted model, not a curated record
CUGCUGUGUUUGUAUUGCCUUUAGCCCGUGCUGUCCCUCCAACACGUGAAACAAAUGCAGGAGGUUUACAAAUUCAACAGCACAAAAAAUGCGGAGAUCCGUUUCAGAUGGCUCCGAUUGUGUCUGCGAGCCAAGUGGGAGGAGGCCAUUCCUCUGGCGUUACAGAUGGUGACAGAACAAGGCAGAAUGAAGUUCACUCGACCUCUUUACAGGGAUCUGUACAACUUUGAAACAGCGCGUCAGCAAACCAAGAACACGUUUGUGAAGAAUAAACCCAACAUGCACCCGAUCACAGCCAGUAUCAUCGCCAAAGACCUUCACAUGGAUCAACAAUAGAACAUAAGAAUUUUCUGGCAAAAGAAGAUCAAUGUCCAUCCAGUUCGCCUCUCACCAUCCUGGCUGUCACUUGACAUGUUGUGUCCUAAACUAUACACUGUAUCCCCAGAGAUUAUUUUCUAGCAGAAAUCUAAUUUGUUCUUGAAACAAACAACAUUUUCUGCUCCCACCGUCUGUCUCCCUCGGGAGCCUGUUCAAUACAUUUACAACUCUGAAGUAGUAUUUCUGAAUUUAGCCCCUUCAAUGUCCUCUGGUUCUACUGUUCAAUACAAGAUAAAACAGCUUAUCAUGGUCUAUAGUCAAUGCCUUCAGAAUCUUAAAGACGGUAAUCAUAUCACCUCUCAACCUUCUAUUAAUAAUAGGACUGCUCAGUCACGUAAAGAUGGGCUGAUCUGGAAAUUAAGUAGUCCAGUAUAAGAGCAUCUUCUGAACAAUAAUCUCAGCCCAAAACUUGCUCUUGACAAAUUUAAAGUGAAAUACAAUUGACAUAAGAUUUUUUUUAAUGUGUUCAUUGAAAUUCUGCAUUACAGGGAUGAAAUCAGUUUUUCUAUAAUUGUUACUGGUUUAACAAAUAAACCAGUAUUUGGUUUAGGAGAUUUAACUAAAAAUAAAUCUUUACCAGUGAUUUGAGCGCAUUAUUAACACGUGUAUCAGUAAAAUAAUAAAAAUCUAAAAUAAUAAAAUGAUUGAGUUUUCUGCAAAUUGUUCUGGCUGUUUUUCUUUUGGUCAAUCGGCUGUCUGUCCCAUGGAAAGCCAUCUCUGUGCUUAAGCCAUCUAAACCAAACUGAGUUUCAGGUAACAAUAAACCAACACCCGAGUGCCUCUAUUACAUUAGUAAUAAUCCUUGCAUUUGACAUAGCGCCUUAUCAUGUAAUUGAGACUCCUCAAAGCGCUGGUUGCUCAGCCUAACCAUCAUGAUCUACAGCAGGGUGAUCCAGCUGGUGGCCGUGGGCUGCAUCCGGCCCCUCCUCCCUCCAUUUUAUCCGUCCCACCUGCUCCCUCCUUAACCUGUAAAUGUUGGAUGUUUCUGGAAGGGAAACAAAAUGCGUCUCACAAACAUUUCCCAAAUAGGGCAAACAGCCCUCAGCAGCCACAAGGUUGGACCCCCAGGGCUACAGUGAAUGCGACUUCUAUUAUAUAAUGGGGGGAGGGGGGGAAGGCGCAUUUAAGGGAUUAAAAACUGCUUUAAAAACAUACUAGACUGGAACGUGCAAAGCAAAACUGUUUGCAAAGGUUUCUGAAGGCGUAUGGAUUUGUAAGAAUUACAAGUUGAAGAGAGUGCUAAAUGUUCAGUAAAUGUACACAAACAAACACCCCCCACCCCACCCCGUUGCUCCCUUUCACUCAGCGAUUUAUUCAUUUUAAUUUUGAACUACAAAUGUUAAUUUUCAACUAAAAAUGGAAUAUCUGUGGUUUUCUGUGAUUUGCUGAUGGUAAUUGUGUGGAGAGAGAGACUUUGGAAUUCCAGACUUUCUCACUGUUGACUAAACUUUAUGAUUGUGUGAAAUAUAUGGGAAAACUUCAGGUGUUUGGUUAGUAAUUAAAAAUAAAUCUUUACCAGUGAUUUGAGAGCAUUACUAACACGUGUAUCAUUGGAUAAUAAAAUGAUUUAAGUUUUCUGCAAA